Nannizzia gypsea CBS 118893 is the source of this 540-nucleotide messenger RNA. RefSeq names its product mitochondrial import inner membrane translocase subunit tim22. Gene Ontology annotation, molecular function: transmembrane protein transporter activity. The transcript is spliced from 3 exons. Lineage: Eukaryota; Fungi; Ascomycota; Eurotiomycetes; Onygenales; Arthrodermataceae. Gene Ontology annotation, cellular component: TIM22 mitochondrial import inner membrane insertion complex. Gene Ontology annotation, biological process: protein insertion into mitochondrial inner membrane. The record is from RefSeq and is a predicted model, not a curated record. The coding region runs from base 1 to 540 and encodes 179 amino acids.
AUGAGUUUUCCAGGCGCAAGCGGUUCGGGGCUGAACCCCGGCCUCACGGGUGCGGGGCUUCCUCCAUCAACAACGGGACUAAACGAACAGGAGCAGGCCAUGGUUAAGAUGAUGACCGGUGCGAUGGAGUCAUGUCCAGUUAAAACGGUAAUGGCUGGAGGAAUGGGCUUCGCACUCGGAGGCGCGUUUGGCUUGUUCAUGAGCAGUAUGUCGUACGACACACCUCUCACACCCCAAGGCCAGCAAAUCUCCUCUCUACCGGUGCGCGAGCAACUCCGGCGAGGCUUCAAGGACAUGGGAUCUCGAUCGUAUAGCAGUGCAAAGAACUUUAUGGUUGUCGGUGCUCUUUUCAGCGGAACCGAAUGCUGUAUCGAAGGACUCCGUGCUAAAAACGACCUUGCUAACGGUGUUGCUGCCGGCUGUAUCACUGGUGGAAUCCUUGGUGCCAAAGCAGGUCCUCAGGCGGCUCUCCUGGGAUGUGCUGGAUUUGCGGCAUUCAGUGCGGCCAUUGACGCGUACAUGAGGCAACCGUCCGAUUAA